Molecule: messenger RNA, 1147 nt
Organism: Fimicolochytrium jonesii
Lineage: Eukaryota; Fungi; Chytridiomycota; Chytridiomycetes; Spizellomycetales; Powellomycetaceae
Product: thymidylate synthase/dCMP hydroxymethylase domain-containing protein
Exons: 1
Coding region: 172-930 (252 amino acids)
Biological process (GO): dTMP biosynthetic process
Cellular component (GO): mitochondrion; cytosol
Molecular function (GO): thymidylate synthase activity
Source: RefSeq, a predicted model, not a curated record
CUCUCCCUCGUCUCCACCAUCCUCGCCCACGGCACCCCGCGCCCCGACCGCACCGGCACCGGCACCCUGGCCCUCUUCGCCCCGCCACCCUUCCGCUUCUCCCUCGCCAACAACACCCUCCCCCUCCUCACAACCAAACGCGUCGCCCUCCGCGUCGUGUUUGAGGAACUCAUGUUCUUCAUCCGUGGACUGACCGAUGCGACCGUUUUGAGCGGGAAGGGAGUCAAGAUAUGGGAUGGGAAUGGGAGUCGCGCGGCGCUGGAUGCACGCGGGUUAACGCAUCGACGGGAGGGCGAUCUCGGGCCUGUCUACGGGUUCCAGUGGCGGCAUUUCGGGGCUCGCUAUGUGGACUGCGACACCUCGUACAAAGGACAGGGCGUGGACCAACUGAAAGAGGUCGUCAAGCUGAUCAUGGAACGUCCCACCGACCGCCGGAUCCUGUUCUCGGCUUGGAACCCGACCGCCGUCGGCGAGAUGGCCCUCCCGCCCUGCCACGUCCUCGCCCAGUUCUUUGUCACUUUACCGCCGCCGGAAAACAACAACGGCACCACCACCGACACCCAGCAACAGAAACCCCCCCGCCUAUCCUGCCAGCUCUACCAACGCUCCGCCGACCUCGGCCUCGGCAUCCCCUUCAACAUCGCUUCCUAUGCCCUGCUCACCCACAUGCUCGCCCACGUCACGGGUACACAGGCCCACGAAUUCAUCCACGUCAUGGGCGAUGCCCAUGUCUAUGCGGAUCAUGUGGAGCCGUUGAGCGAGCAGGUUGGGAGGGAGCCGAGACCGUUCCCGACCGUGAGAUUUGGAAAGGACGGGGGUGCGGGGACGGUUGAGGAGGCGGUGCGGAUGUUGGAGGGGUUGGAGUGGGGGGACGUGAGGCUGGAGGGGUAUGACCCGUUGCCGACGAUCAAGAUGAAGAUGUCGGUUUGAAGUUAUGCGUCGCUGUAAGGUAGUUGCGGCGUGUGCGGACAGGAUAGUCUCUUUGUGAGUUCGGUUAGGUUGUGCUAGGUAGACGCUUUCUGGUUAUUUUGAUCGUACGCGAUUUUGAUCGUACGCGAUUUUCGCAAGCCGUGUUCUAGUGUACAAAAUGUCAUAUCGUGGGAAAAUCCUUUUUGUCCUCUACGGGUGGUGAACAACGUCCCAAAGC